CACGCUGUCCGUGAGUGGCCCGGCUCCGCGCCCGCCGUCUCGCCCUCCCUCGCUCCAUCGCCCCCCGGAGGCGGAGCGGGCCCGGGGCCGCGGCCGCGGCCGGGGCCGGCGCGGAGGCCCGAGGCCGGGGCUGCACCAUGUCGGACACCCGCCGGCGGGUGAAGGUCUACACGCUCAACGAGGAUCGGCAAUGGGACGACAGGGGCACGGGGCACGUCUCCUCCACCUACGUGGAGCGGCUCAAGGGGAUGUCGCUGCUGGUGCGCGCCGAGUCGGACGGUUCACUACUGUUAGAAUCGAAGAUAAAUCCAAAUACUGCAUAUCAAAAACAACAGGACACCUUGAUUGUUUGGUCAGAAGCAGAGAAUUAUGAUCUAGCACUGAGUUUUCAAGAAAAAGCUGGCUGUGAUGAAAUUUGGGAAAAAAUCUGCCAGGUUCAAGGUAAGGAUCCUUCAGUGGAAGUCACACAGGACCUUAUCGAGUCAGAAGAGGAGCACAUAGAAGAAAUGCCUGAAACUAGUCCUUUGAUCGACCUUCCUACUUGUGAACUCAACAAACUUGAAGAGAUUGCUGACCUAGUUACCUCUGUUCUCUCCUCACCCAUCCGUAGAGAAAAGUUAGCACUGGCCUUGGAGAAUGAAGGCUACAUUAAAAAACUCUUGCAGCUUUUCCAAGUCUGUGAGAAUUUAGAGAACACAGAAGGCUUACAUCAUUUGUAUGAAAUUAUUAGAGGAAUUUUGUUCCUCAAUAAAGCAACUCUGUUUGAGGUGAUGUUUUCUGAUGAGUGUAUUAUGGAUGUUGUUGGAUGCCUUGAGUAUGAUCCUUCUUUGGCUCAGCCAAAACGGCACAGGGAGUUCUUGACCAAAACAGCAAAAUUUAAGGAGGUUAUACCUAUAACAGACUCUGAACUCAGGCAAAAAAUCCACCAGACUUACAGGGUACAGUAUAUUCAGGACAUCAUCUUGCCGACACCAUCUGUUUUUGAAGAGAAUUUUCUUUCUACCCUCACUUCCUUUAUUUUCUUCAACAAAGUUGAGAUUGUCAGUAUGUUGCAGGAAGAUGAGAAAUUUUUGUCUGAAGUUUUUGCACAAUUAACAGAUGAAGCUACAGAUGAUGAUAAACGAUGUGAACUGGUUAACUUUUUCAAGGAAUUCUGCGCAUUUUCUCAGACGUUACAACCUCAGAACAGAGAUGCAUUUUUCAAAACUUUGGCAAAGUUGGGAAUCCUUCCCGCUCUUGAAAUUGUAAUGGGAAUGGACGAUUUGCAAGUUAGAUCUGCUGCUACAGAUAUAUUUUCUUAUCUAGUAGAGUUUAGUCCAUCCAUGGUCCGAGAAUUUGUAAUGCAAGAGGCCCAACAGAGUGAUGAUGAUAUCCUCCUCAUCAAUGUGGUCAUUGAGCAGAUGAUCUGCGAUACCGAUCCUGAACUUGGGGGAGCUGUUCAGUUAAUGGGGCUCUUGCGUACUCUGAUAGAUCCAGAGAAUAUGUUGGCCACAGCUAAUGUAAGAAAAUACAAAGGGAAAACAGAAAAAAGUGAAUUUCUCAAUUUCUUCUACAACCAUUGUAUGCAUGUUCUUACUGCACCACUUCUGGCUAAUACAUCAGAAGAUAAAUGUGAAAAAGAUGCAGUAGUUGGGUCUACUAAGAGUAAUACAAUUUGUCCUGAUAAUUAUCAAACGGCACAACUACUUGCCUUAAUUUUGGAGCUGCUUACUUUCUGUGUGGAACACCACACAUACCACAUCAAGAACUAUAUUAUGAACAAAGAUUUGUUAAGAAGAGUAUUGGUCUUGAUGAAUUCAAAACACACCUUUUUGGCCUUGUGUGCUCUUCGCUUUAUGAGGAGGAUAAUUGGCCUAAAAGAUGAAUUUUAUAACCGUUAUAUCACCAAGGGAAACCUGUUUGAACCAGUUAUAAAUGCUCUUUUGGAUAAUGGAACUAGGUACAAUCUGCUCAACUCUGCUGUGAUUGAACUAUUUGAAUUCAUCAGAGUGGAAGAUAUCAAGUCACUUAUUGCACAUAUAGUUGAAAACUUUUAUAAUGCACUUGAAUCUAUCGAAUAUGUUCAGACAUUCAAGGGAUUGAAGACAAAAUAUGAGCAAGAAAAAGACCGACAAAACCAGAAACUGAACAGUGUUCCAUCUAUAUUGCGUAGCAAUAGAUUUCGCAGAGAUGCAAGAGCCUUAGAGGAAGAUGAAGAAAUGUGGUUCAAUGAAGAUGAAGAGGAAGAAGGUGAAGCUGUUGUACCUCCAGUUGAGAAAUCAAAACCAGAGGAUGAUUUUCCAGAUAGCUAUGAAAAAUUUAUGGAAACUAAGAAAGCUAAAGAGAGUGAAGACAAAGAGAAUCUUCCAAAAAGGACUUCAGCUGGGGGAUUCAAAUUCACUUUUUCCCACUCUGCCAGCGCAGCUAAUGGCGCAAACAGUGCAAACAGUAAAUCUGUGGCAGCUCAGACAUCACCAGCAAGCUCCAAUGGCUCCUCUUCCAAGAAUGCAACCCUGACCACAGCCGUGACAGCCACGAAGGGAAGUCUAGUUGGCUUAGUGGAUUAUCCUGAUGAUGAAGAUGAUGAUGAAGAGGAGGAGACAUCUCCAAGGAAAAGACCUCGUCUGGGUUCAUAAAAGAAACCAAAACUUUGGAAUAAACUUUUAUUACGGGGUUUCAAAUGCUGCAACUGUUUCAAGAGCUAAAAAGAAUCUGAUUCAGAAAGCUUUUUCCCAUGAGUAUUUAAGAUAAUACAAGGAGUAGCAAAAGAAACUCAGUAUAUCAGCUAGAAAGGGUUAGUUCUGUAAACACAAGGCAUCCAAGGAACUUGAUAUCUUUCUAGUAAAUAAGGAGUCUGCCAUUCAGGCUGCAAAAUAAAUUUUAAAAAUUAAAAAAAAGGGGGGGGGGGGGUAGUAUUCAGAACCUGGAUGAUGGCUUCUCAGCAAGGAAAGUCUCAGGUUUUGGGAGGGCAUGGGGAGGGAAAUGUAUGGUAAACAGUUUUUUAAAUAUUGCAGGGUUUCCCCAGUGUUUAACAGAACUAGGAAAAAGUGUCAAGCUUAAAUUUUGAACCCAGUAAUCUUAAUUUUGUAAUGGUGCUGUCAGUUGUGUUCUUUUAGCAAUGCCUCUUUUAAAAAAAAUUUUUAAGGGAAAACUAAUUGUAUUUGCAUAAGAACAAUCCAGAUUUUGGGACCAUUAUUACAAAUUAAACCAUAUUUCUCAUGGUUGGAGGGAGGAACACUGCAGUUACAGUGCAUGUUGCAUUGUUUAAAGCAAUUAAAAAUAAAUUUUAAUUUGUAUUUUUCAAGAGGAGAAAAAGGAAGCUGGAUUCAAAAUGGACAGUUUUGCUUGUUUUUUCAAUUAGAUAUCCAAUAAUAUCUAUGCCAAGGAACGAUAGCUUCCAAAAUACCUCUAGGAACUGCUUGUGUCAAACUCGUGCUUUGAACUGCACACCCGUACAGCUGUCAUUUUCAUUUUAUGGAUGAUACAGAAUUGAAUCAUUUUCUGCUUUGUUAAAUUGAGCUGUCUCCUCUCUGAGCAGCAAGUGUAUUUUCAUAUUUGCAAGUUUAAAUUGUAUAAUUGAGGUGGUAAUAAGAAACACUAACAGGUUUUUCAUAGGGAUGAAUUUAGCGGCAUUUAACACCAAAGUCAUUUUGGACCAAGAUGGAAUUAUUACUAACAAGACACCAGUCUUUGAGGCAGAAUCAACAAGCAGCACCUGAAUCUGGGUGUAACAUGAAAGCUGCUUUUUUAAAAGAUAAAAGCACAUUCCAUGUAGGUAAGCAAAUGGCAACAAAAAUAGGUGAAAUGAUAGAGGCAAACAGGCUAGGUUUUAUUUUCAAGAGCAGCAAGUGAACUGUAAAUACUUUAAUGUUAGUUUGCCCAUAUGUGAUCUGAGAUCAUGAAGUGAGAGGAAAUUUCCCAACAACAAUUAAUGUGUCAGAAAUGUUAAAAUACAAAACCAGCUGCAAUCCACCACAUAGAUCACUCUUGUAAUAUGUGUUAUGGGUCCAUUUCUCCUGGAAUAGUUUAAACUGAAGCAGUUUCUCUGUUUUGGAGAUUUUGUAGUUAAUUUUAAUUUUAGCUAUUGUUUGGAAAAAGAUGGGCUGUCUGUGUAGAUAUGAAGUAUAGUUUUUUCCAUAAAACAGAAGUUUAUUUUGUAUUAAAAAUACCACUGUACUUGUUUUACACCAUUUGUAUACAUGUGGUGAUAUUAAUGCUGAACUGUAAAAUUCAGGAAUUAAAAUGUGACCCUGUAAUUCCAUAAUUAUUGCUCUUGUUUGGUUUGUUGUACAUGGUAAGUUAACUCAAAAUUUUAAGUGUGGCCAUUUUAGAAUAUUCUUUAAGACUAGUUAUCCAUGCAAUUUUAAAAUAAUUAUAUACCAUUAGAUCAAAUACCCAACAGAAUGCCUGAUUUCUUACCAGCUAGUAAGCGAGACACAAAGCAUUCUGAUGGAUGACAGUUCAUGUGAGUGGACCUGGGGAAAAUGAUGUUGCCCUUUGUGGGCUCCAGGCAACCAAGAAUGGGACUCCUUAUUUUACCUGUGCGAUGAAAACACCCUGUAAACUCUUAGCGCAGUGACUGAGGAGGUAUUUUGCUGGUAAAGUGUAGUUGCUAUGUCAUCACCAUAUGCUCACUCCCUUGCUGAUGAUCAUCUGUGGUCUUUUGCCUUUUUUGGCUUUUUUUUCCCCCUCUGAUGAGUCUUCUCUCCAUCAGUAAAAAUGAUUAACUUCCUACAAUGCCAUACGUGCUACUCAAGCAGCUCAAAGUUACGCAGUAUGUGCCUUUACUAACCUGAGAAAAUCAUGUUACCUGGUCUGUUGACCUUGGUGCUCCCAACUCUCCCUUUAAGAGCUACCCAAAAUAAGUUCUCUGAUGGUCUCUGACAGAAGUGUGUUAGUUCUUGUUUGAUUCCCUCCCCGCCCCGCCAUGAUCCCCAGUUCUCUUUUCUGAAGUACUGUCAGAAGCUUUAAAAUACAUUCAAACCAGCUUGUCUUUUUUCUACAGCAAAAACAAGAAUGUCAUGAAUUUUUAUAGUUACUAGAAAAAGAUUGUAUGAAAUGGCAUUAGAUGUCAAGUUUGAUUUUUAUUUUAAAUGAAUUUUUAAAAUCCCUGUAGAAGGUGACAUAUGCAGCUCUCUAACUGGCUAAUAUCUUGGGUUGUCGCCUCCCUCAGGCAACCAGAGAUGCUUUUCCCAUCUGACUUGGUAGGUGCUGCCUGGGUUCUGCUAGUGGGCAGUCCACAUUCUCAUGCCUGGGGCCCUUCCACUACCAAUCUUUUUAGAAAAGAAAAGAACAUCUGCCAACAUGUAUCAGUUAUAAAUGCUAUUUUAAUAAAAAGUUACAUGAAACUUGAA
Molecule: messenger RNA, 5333 nt
Organism: Dromaius novaehollandiae (emu)
Lineage: Eukaryota; Metazoa; Chordata; Aves; Casuariiformes; Dromaiidae
Gene: PPP4R3B
Product: protein phosphatase 4 regulatory subunit 3B
Exons: 16
Coding region: 138-2615 (825 amino acids)
Biological process (GO): protein dephosphorylation; DNA damage response
Cellular component (GO): nucleoplasm; protein phosphatase 4 complex
Molecular function (GO): protein phosphatase activator activity
Source: RefSeq, a predicted model, not a curated record